AUGAGUCAGAGCAGCAACAGCUCUUAUAAGAUCGGUAUAAUCAUCCUUCUUACCGUUCCACUUUCGAUACACGCGGUCUCGUUCUUUCUUAGAAUUAAAGCAGACCAGAUCAGCAAUCGGUUAGAUUCAUUCCGGUCUAUUCUAAGCGUUCCUAGUAAUCGAGAUCUGCCUGUUCGGAUUCUAUAUCUUUCGUUCCGAGAUUUUUUGGUCCAAUCCAAAAGCAAAUUUCUUAUAGAUAAGCCAAAAAAGUAUAAGGAAAUUACGUUAUUAUGUCUUAAAAACAUAAGAAGCCAUUUACGGAAAAAUCUUUGCAAUCUAGAAGGCCUUAGAACCUAUAGGGCCGAUAUCGAACCUCAAUCCUUACGCCAGCACUUACCACCAGAACUACAAUACUUAUGUCGCUACUGGGCACACCACCUCAAAUAA
Messenger RNA from Penicillium maclennaniae, 426 nucleotides. Its product is annotated as WD40 repeat-like protein. NCBI's taxonomy places the organism in Eukaryota, Fungi, Ascomycota, Eurotiomycetes, Eurotiales, Aspergillaceae. The record is from RefSeq and is a predicted model, not a curated record. The coding region runs from base 1 to 426 and encodes 141 amino acids. The transcript is spliced from 2 exons.